Messenger RNA from Pseudomassariella vexata, 756 nucleotides. RefSeq lists its product as uncharacterized. The record is from RefSeq and is a predicted model, not a curated record. The transcript has a single exon. NCBI's taxonomy places the organism in Eukaryota, Fungi, Ascomycota, Sordariomycetes, Amphisphaeriales, Pseudomassariaceae. Bases 1 to 756 code for a protein of 251 amino acids.
AUGGCACUCGUCAAUCCACUCCAGAUAUUCAUCUUGCCCUUCGUUUUCUUGGUCGCCUUACCACUCGCACUCUGCGCUGGUUUUACCACUAUCCUCGCCUUUCUCGUUUUGUUCUUGCGGCUUUUCUUGGUCUAUUUCGAUGUAGGGCUCGAAUGGCUUCGGUUUGUGGUCCUAGGCCAGGGCCAUGGCCGUUACAUACAGUCACCAUCCGUCAGCCGUCGGCACAGCCCGUUAAUAUCUCCGGUCUCAUCACCUCCAUCGUCACCUGAAGCAUCCUCAUCCCGGAGUAAGAGGAGGAGAAAACGCGCGGGCAGUCAAGGUAGUGGGUCUACUACGCCAUUAGGUGGACUUGAUGGCCUUGCUCUGACGCCCAGCCGCUCACUCGAUCGCGACUUCGAGGGAAUCGGUGGUUGGAGGUUGGGGGAUAGCACAGACACGACCGAGGAAAAGGCGUGGGAAAGUUUGAAUUCUAGGCUUGAAAUGCCCGACCAUCACCAACGCAACCAUUUUCGCUCACACAGCGGCGGUACGGUUCUGUCGAGCACCGGCGGAGUGGGACUUCACAUGAAACCGGGAUCACGCGUUGGGUCAAGCAGUCCAGAAGGGCUACGUAUUGCGAACAACUCAAGCCCGAAAAGUCCGAACACCUCGAGAAGUCGGACCCCGACACGGACACGAUUUGAACCCUUCACGACUCUCGACUACGAGUCUUAUUUUCCGCCGUUUACUGCUCAACCAAAGAAGAUUGGAGCAUAG